This is a messenger RNA of Dichotomopilus funicola, 699 nucleotides long. RefSeq lists its product as uncharacterized. The transcript is spliced from 3 exons. Lineage: Eukaryota; Fungi; Ascomycota; Sordariomycetes; Sordariales; Chaetomiaceae. The record is from RefSeq and is a predicted model, not a curated record. The coding region runs from base 1 to 699 and encodes 232 amino acids.
AUGGAGCGCCUACUUCUGCGUAAGCGAUCAAACUCUGCCACAUCCACGGCGCCCAGCGAUCAGAAGCCGCGGGAGGAUAAGAGCGCUCCAUAUCGAGACCAGCGCUAUAAGACCCUCCUCGAGGUCAAAGGCAGCUAUAUGAGCUAUAUGAUCGAGUCCCUGUUAGACUUGGCCAGUGCUAGCCAAGCUCUUUGCCGGUCCCUUCUCGAGACGAUGCAGCCAGUUCCCGGCCACUCCCUCUUCCGCGACGACAUCUUCAAAGCCACAUGGUGGAACAACUCGAUCCCCUUUACUGAACCUCGUCCCCAACCCGACUACUCCGUUGGCUUCAGGCGAGAGGCCUUCACCGAGGAGCAGCUCACCAAACUAUCGCCAUUCCUUGGCGACUUCAUUGCUGGAGACCAGUCCCUCUUUAUGACCACCUACUAUAUGUAUUUCCCGUUCCUGACAUGCGAGGUGAAGUGCGGCGCCGCGGCGCUCGAUAUUGCGGACCGCCAAAACGCUCACAGUUUGACACUCGCAGUAAGGGCUAUCGUUGAGCUUUUCCGUGCCGUGAAGCGCGAGGACGAAGUCCACCAGCAGAUCCUUGCUUUCUCUAUCUCGCACGAUUAUUGCUCUACAUGGAUGCCUACACACUUUAAGAAAAUCUGCUCGGCCAUCGACGAGCUGCCAUCGAGGAGUCCAGUUAAAAAGGCCUAG